Molecule: messenger RNA, 855 nt
Organism: Stegodyphus dumicola
Lineage: Eukaryota; Metazoa; Arthropoda; Arachnida; Araneae; Eresidae
Product: paired box protein Pax-6-like
Biological process (GO): regulation of transcription by RNA polymerase II; anatomical structure development
Molecular function (GO): DNA-binding transcription factor activity, RNA polymerase II-specific; RNA polymerase II cis-regulatory region sequence-specific DNA binding
Source: RefSeq, a predicted model, not a curated record
CCCCGAGACGAACCCGAACGAACAUCUCUCCGGGUGCAAUUCCAGAUGGGAAAGUGUACGUACCUCGGAGAGGGUGCCGAAUUUCACACUAUUUAGGCGCGUCUUUUGCAGCGUGAGCACAGAAACACAUCCCGUAAUUUUGUUUUCCCUCUUUUUUUCCACCUUUUCCGCUUAAUUUCCGAGAGAUUUUCGGUACUAUUUUUACUGGGGGCCACCAACGAGCACUAAGAGACCGUCGACGUACCACCGACCCACAUGCAAAUUGGCUUGCGCAGCGUUGAUGCUACGUUAGCGGUGAGUGCAGCAUCGUCUCUCUUCAGAGAUUUGAGCGUCCCGGGUCAGAGUUCGUCUCUCACGAUUCCAGGGGCUGCGGUGUACCAGGGCUGCGGGGGGUCUGCAGACGACGUCAUGCCUCACAAAGAUUCCAGACGCAGUGUUUACAGUCCCAUACCUCUCAUCGCCGUUCAAGAUCCAGGCCACAGCGGUAUCAACCAGCUGGGCGGCGUGUACGUAAACGGGCGUCCGCUGCCGGACUCCACGCGCCAGAAGAUCGUGGAGCUGGCCCACAGCGGGGCACGCCCCUGCGACAUCUCCCGCAUCCUACAGGUCUCCAACGGCUGCGUCUCCAAGAUCCUGGGCCGAUACUACGAGACCGGUUCGAUCCGUCCGCGAGCGAUCGGUGGCAGUAAACCCCGAGUGGCCACCCCUGACGUGGUGGCCAAAAUCGCCCACUUCAAAAGGGAGUGCCCCUCCAUAUUCGCCUGGGAAAUCAGGGACAGACUACUAUCAGAGGGUGCCUGUACGAACGACAGUGUUCCCAGUGUAAGUCCCUUGCAUGUGAUUCUUAUUACUUAA